Molecule: messenger RNA, 220 nt
Organism: Perkinsus marinus ATCC 50983
Lineage: Eukaryota; Perkinsozoa; Perkinsida; Perkinsidae
Exons: 2
Source: RefSeq, a predicted model, not a curated record
AUGACAACAAGCGCACCCAGCGAGAGCAUCCGAGGAGACGCGCCUACGUUCGCCUUGGACGGUUGUGACUUCAUAAGGAACAUGAUUUGUGAAUCGGACUUUCUGGGAAUAAUCGGAUACGCUACCUAUUUCGGCCUAUUAGAGUCUUCCGACAUGCAGGAGGAGGACAUCAUUCGGGCUGUUCGUAAUCAUUGGAUGGAAUAUGAUGUCAACCCAAGCC